Messenger RNA from Portunus trituberculatus (swimming crab), 2026 nucleotides. Its product is annotated as cyclin-K-like. Gene Ontology annotation, molecular function: cyclin-dependent protein serine/threonine kinase activator activity. Gene Ontology annotation, cellular component: nucleus; cyclin/CDK positive transcription elongation factor complex. Gene Ontology annotation, biological process: positive regulation of DNA-templated transcription, elongation; regulation of transcription by RNA polymerase II. Bases 82 to 1551 code for a protein of 489 amino acids. Lineage: Eukaryota; Metazoa; Arthropoda; Malacostraca; Decapoda; Portunidae. The record is from RefSeq and is a predicted model, not a curated record. The transcript has 7 exons.
UACUGCGCCCCCAGCCUUGUGUGUGUGAACAUCAACAAACACCCCAGAUUGACACAUUUCUCUCUCCUGCAGGCCUCCACGAUGACCAAGCGUUCGGGAUGGUACUACGAGAAGCGACAGCUGCGCCACACUCCAAGCAUUGUGAAGGGCAUGAGUGUGGAGCAGGAGGUGCAGUACCGGCGGGAGGGCGCUCGCUUCAUCCUGCAGGUGGGGAACAAGAUGGGCCUGCGCUAUGAAACGAUGGCCACGGGCGUUGUCUAUUUCCAUCGUUUCUACAUGGUUCACGCCUUCCAGUCCUUCCCCAGACAUGUGACGGCUUGCUGCUGCCUCUUCCUGGCGGGCAAAGUGGAGGAGACGCCCAAGAAGUGCAAGGACAUCAUGAAGACCGCCAAGAGUCUCAUGGAUGAAGUCACUUGGGCAGAGUUUGGUGCUGAUCCCAGGGAGGAGGUAAUGACACUGGAAAGGAUUCUGCUGCAGACCAUUAAGUUUGAUUUCAUUGUGGAGCACCCUUACACGUACCUGCUCAAGUAUGCCAAGUGCCUCAAAGCACUGAACUGGUCCUUGUUCUCAGGUGACAAGAAGAAAUUGCCUAACAUGGUACAGAUGGCCUGGACCUUCGUUAAUGACAGUCUUUGCACCACGCUGUGUCUGCAGUGGGAGCCAGAGAUCAUUGCCAUUGCACUCAUGUACCUCGCUGGCAAGCUGAGCAAAUUUGAGGUGACGGACUGGACAGGGAGGCAGCCCAAACACCAGCGCUGGUGGGACAUGUACGUUGAAGGCAUCUCUAUGGAACUCCUCGAGGAUAUUUGCCAUCAGGUGCUUGACUUGUAUUCACCAAACCGCUCUGAGUCCGGCGGCAGCUCCUCCGAGGCCUCUGCCAUCACAAAGGCUGCCAUGCCAAGACGACCCACCACACCCCCUCAGACCCCCACUGGCCCUCCACCAGCCAAGAAGAUGAAGAAGGAAGAAGUGAAGUCAUCACCGGUGAAGACAGAAACUCCUGCACCUACACAGUCUUACCAGUACCCUUACCAGUACUCCAACUACCCUGCCUCCUACACAGCACCCAGCACCUCACAGACUCCAUCCCCUGCAGCACCUCAACGCUACCCCUACCAGUACCCUGCCUCCACCACACAGGGCCCCCCACCACCACAGGCCCCUCCUCCACAGGCACCCCCACCCAGCUACCAGCCCCCACAGAGACAUUACACCCCACCUGCACCUGUCUCCUCCCAAACUGCACCUCCUCCACCUCCACACUACACCACCCAACCACCUCCCACACACUACUCCUCCACUCCCCACCCACCAUCCUCAUACCACCCGCCUUCCACUGCCACACACUACCCCACUCCGCCCGCCACUCAAACCAUACCCCCCCAGAGCCACUACCCACCACCACAUGGCUCCUCCUCCUCCUCCUCCUCAUACUAUCCAGCCCCCAAUGCUCCCUCCUCCACCAACCAGCCCUCCUACCAAGUGCCUCCCUCCUCUUCCUACCCUCCUCCUCCCAACUCCUAUUCCCACUCCAGCUCCAGGCCAUAUUGAUUACUGGCUGCUUUAUGGCAAAAUUUACUACUAUUGUUGAUGUACAAUAAGGCAAAUAGUUCUAGUUACUUUUUUUUGUAUAUGAUAUUUUUAACUUUGUACAUUAUGACAGCAGAGAUGCCUUGGGUUACCAGCACCCACCCAUCACCCUGUCUCCUCAAGUGUUUGGCGUGUGAUGCCGCUGCUCAUGGCAAUUUUUUUAGCAACUUGUUGCAUUGCAGUACACAUACACACACACAAAUAUUGCCUGGGGCUCAAAUUUUUCAAAGGGAAGCAGUGUGUUUGAAGUUCUGUCUCUGAUGUUUGUAUGACCAGUGUUGUAUGUUCAAACUUUGUAAACAGAAUUAUCACAAGCAAUUAUCAGCUUUGUCUUCCUAACCUCAGAGGUUUCAGUUAUUGCAUUAUGAACAGUUGCUGUGCUGUAAAAUGUACUAAUGAUGGAUAUAUCUAACAAAAAUUAUACAUUCUAUAUAUA